Mytilus trossulus (common blue mussel) is the source of this 1744-nucleotide messenger RNA. RefSeq lists its product as uncharacterized. The transcript has 7 exons. The record is from RefSeq and is a predicted model, not a curated record. NCBI's taxonomy places the organism in Eukaryota, Metazoa, Mollusca, Bivalvia, Mytilida, Mytilidae. The coding region runs from base 62 to 1324 and encodes 420 amino acids.
UCAACUUUAACACUAGUAUAUCUAACUUCCUGGUAGAGGAAAUGUGUCGAACGACUUUGAAAUGGAUGAUAGUACAUACAGAUUUGUUAAACUGUUUUUUGUGAUAUUAUCAUUUUCAAAGAAAUCACAUGGGUUAACCUUUGAAAAACGACUAUGUGAAAAUUCUACAGUGGAUUUGACCUGUCCUAGUGGAAACGCAAUAGAGGAUAUCAAUAUACUUUUUCACGACAUUGGGAAUUCUUGCAGUCUUACAAAUGACGGUAACAUGGGAACUGAAGCUAUGAACUCAUCUUACCCAUCUUGUAUUGGUCACAACUCGUGUGUGUUAACGGACAAAAUGCUCAACGUUUCACAUUUAGUAGCUGACAAAACGUGGAAACUGAAUAUUGACUAUCACUGUGUUCGUAAAAAUAUCAACAAUAGUAAGACCGAAAAAACUGUUUGUCCCUAUAACAUGGAGUCAGUAACAUGUGGAAAUACAAAAAAUAAAAUAGAAAUUCAGUCAGUUGAAGUAAUGAUGUAUUCAUCGUUUUGCGAAAACCACAUUUUAGAUCAACAGUGUACAGAAUUAACAAAACAUAACGUAAUAGAAUCCUGCAAUAUCAACAAUACUUGUCAACCAAUAAUUUGGACCAAAUCUGUCAAUACAUGGGAUGAUUGCAUUCGAAUACCAAAGUUUGUAAAUAUCUCAUUCAGUUGUAAAGCAAUUACUACUGAACGUCUAUCGCAAGAUGAAACCAGUGAACAUGGUAACAUGGCAUUGUCUACUGUCCUGCCAUUGCAAGAGGGAAGUGGUAUAGAAGGUAACAUAGGUGUUGCUGUGGGUGUCAUUGUUGGACUAAUUGUAAUUGUUGGAGUCGUGGUGCUGUAUUUAGUCUUUGUAAGAAGAAAAAAUACAGAUGACAAACAUGAUAUAGCUAGCAACUACGAAAACGCUGAUUAUGUUGGAAAUCAAAACAUAGCUCUUCCUGCUAACUGUACUUCUGAGAAUUCCACAAAUCUUGAAUUGAGAAUCAAUGAUCGAAAAGAAACAAAUAAAAGCGACACGAUCUUAGAAACCGGAUGUAUCAAAGACACCGACAACCAAUACUAUAAUUCAGCCAAUUUUUCUACAGCUCUUGAACCUAACAGAACAGAUAUUCCAGUUCAUCAUUCAAACGCCAAUGACUAUGAAAUGGCAAAACCAAUAGAUGAUUUUAAAUAUGAUAAAAAUACACCAACAUUGGAAAAAGACAAUUAUGCAUUUAAUGAAGACCAGUAUAACGUUUCAGGGAAACAUGACGGCUCUGAUUAUCAGCAGGGCAUAUAUAUAGUAGAGGUGUAGAUACUGUGUACGACAUUGCUUCUCAUAACAGACAGAAUAAUAUGAGCGAUGAGACAUACGACCAUGCCUUUGGUCCGACAACAGAGGAUGAUUAUGAUAUUGCAAAACACUGAUAUAUACAAUGUAUGGUAUUUGAGGAUUUUCACACAGUUAUUCCUAGGCUUCGAAAAUAUAAAUUAGGUUAUAUUGAAGUAAAACCGCAAUACACUAUCAUAUCAUUGGUUGUAAGAUUUGACCUAGUAUCGACGGGUUUAUACAGCAAGACGCCAUGUGCAAAUCCAAUUGAAAAAUGACAGAAUUACAAAAAAGACAUACAGACAGAAUUAAGAUUUGUUUCAAAAUAUAAAAAGAAGCGAAAAGAUAAUUACCUCUUAAAAUAUAUGACACAAAUAGUUUACAAAAAUAUUAGACAUCAACAAU